Molecule: messenger RNA, 1368 nt
Organism: Rhagoletis pomonella (apple maggot)
Lineage: Eukaryota; Metazoa; Arthropoda; Insecta; Diptera; Tephritidae
Product: major royal jelly protein 1
Exons: 4
Coding region: 1-1326 (441 amino acids)
Cellular component (GO): extracellular region
Source: RefSeq, a predicted model, not a curated record
AUGCAACUGCAAUACGCCAUCGCCACCGCCACCGCCACCCACCACCCACAACACUCAAACACCCGGCGGCUGCUGUUGCUUACCACCACCAUCACUUUUAUUGUCGCCACACUGCUGCCCACCCACACGCUAGCCGCCUACAAUAGCGACCUGUCCGAUAGCCCUGCUGACGUAACCGAAUCAACUGAAAAUGACAGCUAUGCCGGCAACAGUUACGCCAGCAACAGCAACAAGUACAGCAACAGCGGCAGCAGGAAAUGCGACAAAAACCCACUGGCUGCACUCACCUUCCAGCUAAGUGGCAACAAUCUGCGCUGGCCUUGCGAAUCGACCAAGAACAUUUACGUACAAUCCGGCCGCUAUGUGCCGCGCAAUGUGAUCGUGACGCGCGCUCAGCUGCAACGUGAUGACGCUUUCGUCGCAUUGCCACGCUACAAACAGGGUGUGCCAUUCACAUUGGGACGCGUGCAACUGAAGAAGGGCGAAUGUGUGGCGAAGAUAGCGCCCUAUCCAUGCUGGGCCAUUCAAGAGGAGGGCAAUUGUCAGGCAUUGCAGUCUGUCGUCGAUAUCGUUGUGGAUGCGAAUGGUCUUCUUUGGGCCUUAGACGUUGGUCUUGUAAAUACGCUGGAGCAACCGAUACGUCGCUGCGGUCCAAAGAUCGUGGCAAUCAACACUGCUGACAACAAAGUAGUAAAAAGCAUAGAUUUGAGUGAUCUGGUGACUGCCGAAUCUCGUUUGCAAUUCAUCGUGGUGGACUAUUCAAAGGAUAAUAAGCCUUUUGUCUACGUUGCGGAUGCGGGUGCGCGCAGCAUACUUGUCUACGAUAUCUCUGACAGCAAAUCGUAUCGCAUCGUUUUGCCCAAAGCAACUGCACCCACGACAGAUGUGCUCUACAUGGCACUUACAACGAGUGCAGAUGGUACUUCGACACUCUACUUUACCUACCUCAGCUCACCACGUUUGUACUCCAUACGCGGUCAGUACUUGCGUGUUGGCCAGGGUGCCGGCUCGAUUGUGGACGUAGGCGCUAAGCCUUAUGGCAAGCAAAUGGUACUACUCGGCGCAGAUGGUGGCACGAAUUUAUUCUUCCGUUAUAAGGGUGAGAAUGAUAUUUACAUGUGGAACUCGGAGACUUGCUUCAAGGCAGCCAAUUUACAAGAUGUACAACACGGUGGUGAUUGUCGUCUGUCGACGCAGGUGCUCCCAGGUCACAAACGCUUCAUGUGGGCAUUGGAGAGCAAUUUCCAUGAUUUCAUAUCCGAGCGUACGGGCUGUAAUGGCGCGUCGAUCGUGUUGCAUCCUGUUGUGCGCGAAUGCGAUGAUUGAACCGCGGCGUUGGUGUAUUAGAUUUAAGUGACUUGUGUAAAA